AUGAACCAUGGGACAUGUUUUUGGGUCGAAGACGCGUUUACGCCGAAGCUGCGCGUGAAGGAUGCCCACGGUGCAAAAAUCUCCAUCCAACAGUUCUUGCAGGCCUCGUUUCUCAACUCUUGGGAAAUGCUUGCCAAGGCCGUAGGAGACCUUGAUGGUGUAAUCGGCUUUGAGAUCAUGAACGAACCACAUAGGGGAUACGUAGAGCUGCAAUCAAUGCAAGGCUUCGACUACAACGCCGAUCUCCAUCUUGGACCCGUCCCGACCCCAUUGCAGUCUUUCACUCUGGGUGCUGGUCACCCCACAGAGGUCGGCGUCUGGACGCGUUCGUUCCUUAUACCUACGCGUCGCACAUCACAGGUCAUCCUGAACAAGGCAGAUCGGAAGAUCUGGUACCACGACGGCCCGACUGGCGAGCGGUGUAUAUGGGAGAUGCUCGGCAUCUGGGGCUGGGACUGCAACAAGAAGGAGGGCAUCGUUCCCCGGGAGAACCACUUCAAGAAGCAUUCGAUGACGAACGCGAAGGUCGACUGGUGCACAGCCUUCUAUUUCCCCUUCCUCGAGAAGUGGGCACACCUUGCCCACUCAAUGUCCAACUCUGACAAGAUGAUCUUCGCUGAAGCCAUUCCGAAUGGACCGAAACAGUUUUGUCCAACUUCGUGGACGCCGGAGCAUCGGCCGAGGAAUAUGGUGUGUGAACCGCACUGGUAUGACUUGAACGCGCUGUUUACCAAAGGAUUCGGCGAUUUUUCCGUGGAUGUCCAAGGAUUGUCUCGGGGAGCGUGGGAUAAGUAUGCGCUGCACACACGAAAUAUCGCUGAAGAAGUCUACCGCUCGUUGGGCGAGAAGCCGGUGGUCAUCGGAGAGUGCGGCGUACCCAUGGACAUGAACGGUGAGGAAGCGUUCAAGUCAGAGGGCUUCACCUGGCAGCUGCGGAUGUUCGACGCGAUGUCUUCAGAAUCUGGAAUUACAAGCCGAACAGCGACGAUCGGAAGGGCGACGAUUGGAACGGCGAGAAUUUUUCACGGUUCAGCCAACGGCGCGCCUUCCCUUCUCGACUGUGACCGGAGCUCGCCAACCCUCGACAACGGCGCGCGCAUCCUGCGCAGCGUCGUCCGCCCGUACCCAUCCAAGGCCGCCGGCAUACCUCUGCGGUUCGAAUACGAGGUCAACACGGGCGAAUUCACCUUCGAGUGGGCCGUCCCUGGGCCGUCCAACGCGCCAUCCGAGCAGCCUGCGGUCCGCCCCUCGGUGCACCGCCCGCCUCUCGCGGGCCACCCGCCGCUGACGUCGCACGUGACGGAGAUCUUCGUGCCAUCGUUCCUCGCGCUCGGCGGUGCGGUCGUCAUGCAGGGCCUCGCGGAGGGCGGGAGUUACGAGUACGACGAGGCGCGCCAGACGCUGUACGUCCGCGCGCCAGCCGACGCCGCGUCCGGGACCGUGCACCGCAUCCGCGUCGUGCUCGCACCGCGCCUCAAGGCCGUGUUCCUCGUCAACGACUUCUGGAGCGACUGGGGGAGCACGGUCGCCGCCGUCGCCGCCGCCGUGCUCGCCCUGUGGGCGUGA
Molecule: messenger RNA, 1566 nt
Organism: Phanerochaete carnosa HHB-10118-sp
Lineage: Eukaryota; Fungi; Basidiomycota; Agaricomycetes; Polyporales; Phanerochaetaceae
Product: glycoside hydrolase family 5 protein
Exons: 8
Coding region: 1-1566 (521 amino acids)
Biological process (GO): carbohydrate metabolic process
Molecular function (GO): beta-glucosidase activity
Source: RefSeq, a predicted model, not a curated record